Bicyclus anynana (squinting bush brown) is the source of this 2544-nucleotide messenger RNA. RefSeq names its product lipase 1-like. The record is from RefSeq and is a predicted model, not a curated record. The coding region runs from base 79 to 1266 and encodes 395 amino acids. NCBI's taxonomy places the organism in Eukaryota, Metazoa, Arthropoda, Insecta, Lepidoptera, Nymphalidae. Gene Ontology annotation, molecular function: hydrolase activity, acting on ester bonds. The transcript has a single exon.
GUUAAUAAGACAGUCGGUCGGUUCAAUUAUCGUCCGCGCGGACGGUUGCGAGGGUGUGUGAUAUGUAAUCGAAAAAACAUGACGCACGAAUUUGUUUUUCUCGUUUUAACGUGUGCGAUAAGUGGGUGCUUGUCUCAGUGCUCUCAGAAUAACGUGUAUAAAGAUAUUCUCGAGAAGAAGACGUUGAACUUCACGCAAAUAGCCCGCCAAGUUGGACUUGCAGUGGAGGAGUAUGACGUCACCACACAGGAUGCGUAUAUCUUGAAGCUGUUCCACAUUCCGGGGGAUAGAACGCGACCGGUUCUGUUGAUGCACGGGAUUAUUGACUCAGCUGACACCUUCAUCCUACGAGGAAACACGUCGUUAGCGGCUGCUCUGUCCCGGGCCGGCUACGACGUGUGGGUCGGCAACACCAGGGGCAACAGAUACUCUCGACGACACGUCUACUUGAACCCGGACGACGACGUUGAAUUUUGGGACUUCAGUUUCCACGAACAAGGGUUCUACGACCUCCCCGCUACCAUAGAUUUCAUUUUAGACCAAACCGGGGCAGCUGCAUUGAGUGCAGUGGGCCACUCGCAGGGAAACACAAUUUUCCUGGUACUCGGCGCGACCAAGCCGGAGUAUAAUGAAAAAAUAAAAGUCAUAAUAGCAUUGUCGCCUAUUUGUUUUCUCAAUAAUUUGAAAAAUGCUCCAUCGUUAAUAGUAUCUUCGAUGUCGUUUGUGGACCAGAUUUUCAAAAUAACAGGCCAGGAGGAAUUCCUUGGGGAUGACACGUUAGCUGGUCGUCUGUUCAGAGCGGUUUGCGGUUGUAAGAAAAGUUACGGUUUUUGCGCCCACGGGAUAUUCUUUGCGAUCGCUGGCAGCGACCCGGAGGAGAUGGAGUCAGACUUCUUGCCCACCGUCGUCGCUCACUACCCCACCGGGACUUCUAAGAAGAACGCCGUCCACGUCUCCCAAAUAGGAUUGAAGAAGAAGUUCUCUACCUAUGACUACGAGUGGAGAAACAUGGACAUUUACAACUCCACGACACCACCGGAAUAUGACUUGAGUAAAGUGACGAUGAGAGUUGCGUUGUUAGCCGGAAGAAAUGAUCAAAUUUCAACUCUAAAGGACGUAGAACUGUUGAAGAAUAAACUCCCUAAUGUAGUAGAAUAUAAAGUUAUUAAUCAUAAGAAAUUUAAUCAUAUGGACGCUGUCUGGGGCCGAAAUAUGUAUAAGUAUCUUUUCCCAGAAAUUCUCAAGGUUUUAGUAAUGUUUAGUUGAUGGAAAACUUGUUCAUAUUUUCGUUUCAUAUAUGUAGGUUUUAUAGUAGGUUUUUGCAUUAGAAUAGUGUGGCUGCUGAAAUUUUAAAUUUUUUAUAGGUAUAAUUAUCGAAUCUCACUGCUCGUAUCUCACAAAAAGGUACUUCUUACAUAAUACGAGUAGGUUAUGUAAGUCGGUGUAUUUCUAGUUCUUUUUCAUGUCAGCAAAUAGGUUUUUAGUAUUUAAUCUUAAAAUAACUUGUUUUGUGUCGACUCUGAAGGUGAUCAACCGGCUAUGUAACUCGAUAGGUAGACGUUUUAAAUGAAACCAUUUUGCACAGAUUACAAGGUCAGGAAGUUAAUAUAAAUAUAUAACGGUUUUAAUAUUAUCUAAUAGCUAUUAUUAAUAUUUUAAUGAACUCGUUAUGCGCCUAUAAUAAUAUGCGCCUUAAUAACAUUUAUCAUUUGGAAUUUAAUUUUAUACGCUAUUCGGUAGGUAUGUUAAUUAGGGUUCUAAACAUUGAACAAAAAAACGGCCAUACGCAGAGUAGAAUUCUGUAGUUAUUCGUCAACAAUGUCGAUCUAAUGUAAAGUGAUAUUAAUUUGUGUUGUUUGUUUGUUACGAUUCAGCUCAAAUACUACUCAACCUAUUUUACCUUACCAUUUUUUUUUUCAUGUACAGGAGGGGAAAUUCUCAUGGAUACCUAGCUGAGUUAGGUAGUGCCGGACUCUUACCGGCUAAAAACCUCUCCUGUCGCCCUGUUUUCCGUGUAGCCGCCUUUCAGCCUAACACGGGAAACAUUGUUGUCUUUUACUUGUCUGUCUUUCUUCUUUUCUCUUCCUUUUCCUUUUAUGUCAUGACUCUCUCCAAGAAGUCAGCGAUACUUUUCCAAUUUUUCGCAGUUUCCAACAUUUUUAAUUAAUAUAAAUAAUACCUUACCAUUACAGAGGUACAUCUUCACCGAGUAUUUGACGCUCUUGUUCUCCGCUCCAAUUUAGGCGUAGGUAAGCUACUUCAAAACAAAAAUAAUUUUCAAUCAUUAAAAAUUCGAACCAGUAGUUUUUGAGAUUAGUGAAUUUAAACAAACAAACUCUCCACCUCUUGAGCACCAGAUUUCCUUAAUUAAAAUGAACGGUUUUCUGAAUGUAGGUGUUUAUGUGUGGGUGUGUGUGUCUGUACUGUAGCUACAGUGACGGUGCUCAUGUGGCUAUUUGUAAAAACGUUGUUACUUACUACUAAGUAAUAUAUUUAUUGUGCUGUGAUAUUAUAAUUUGUUCAUAAUAAAUUGUUUUAUGAAGA